AUGUACCCGAACCAGGACGGUGGCAUGAGCCACCAACAGAGCAUCUACAACAUGUAUCAGCAGCAGCAACAACAACAGCAACAGCAGCAGCAAUAUAGACAGUUCAAUAGCCAGCCGUUUGGAGCACAGGGCAGUCCGUCACACGUGCAACAAGUGCCUGUUUUCGGGGCUGGCAUCCCCAACAUGCAGCAUCCGUCCCAGCAGCAGGCCGCGCAGUACCAGGGCUUCUAUGGGUCGUCGCCAACAAGAACGUCGCAGUUUAACGACUUCAACCCGCAGCCUCCUUCGAGUCCAUCGCGCAGCAUCCGGUCGGCGAACCUUGCUCCUGUUUCGUCGAACUCGUCAUUGAUUUCUCCUUCGAAAAGUGCAUUAAAACAGCCAGAUUUCCCUUACUCGAACCCCAACGCAAACAAUAGCAACUCCAAUCUGUCUUUCCGGCAGCAGCAGCCACAGAGUGCCGACUAUGUGUACUUUGACCGGCAUCCGGAGUGGUUUUCGAAGGCGUCGCAGGACAAGGCCGCGUCGAUCAAGCUGAAACUGGAACAUUACUAUAAAACAGCCAUAGAACACGCUAUCGAGCGCAACCAGCGUAGGGUGAGCUUUGAACAGAAGCUGGGCACAGAAAGUUCCGGCGAGCGCAGAAAUAGAGAACUACAAGUGUUUGGACGAAACGAGUCCCAGUUCUUGAGACUCCGCAGAACAAGAUUGAGCUUGGAGGAUUUCCAUACCGUCAAGGUUAUCGGAAAAGGAGCGUUUGGUGAGGUCCGGCUUGUUCAGAAACGCGACACAGGAAAAAUAUAUGCCAUGAAGACUUUGCUCAAGAGCGAGAUGUACAAGAAGGAACAGCUUGCGCACGUGAAGGCCGAGCGUGACGUUUUGGCAGACGCAAAUUCACCGUGGGUUGUUUCGCUGUACUACUCGUUCCAGGACCCUCUUUACCUCUAUCUGAUCAUGGAGUUCCUUCCUGGAGGUGAUCUGAUGACUAUGCUGAUCAAGUGGCAGAUCUUCACCGAGGACGUGACAAGAUUCUACAUUGCAGAGUGUGUUUUGGCCAUCGAGGCUAUUCAUAGACUGGGCUUCAUUCAUAGAGACAUCAAGCCCGAUAACAUUCUGAUCGAUAUGCGAGGACAUAUCAAGCUUUCCGACUUUGGUCUUUCCACAGGGUUCCACAAGACUCACGACUCCAAUUAUUACAAAAAGCUGCUGGAUCAGGACAACGCCAGCGGAGUCGGUGGUCUUAACAACGGCAGAAACUCUGUUCUGGUGGACCCUAUUAAUCUCACCAUGUCCAACCGUCAACAAAUGCAAACAUGGCGUAAGUCCAGAAGACUUAUGGCGUAUUCCACGGUCGGUACUCCAGACUAUAUUGCUCCCGAGAUCUUUUUGAACCAAGGUUACGGCCAGACCUGUGACUGGUGGUCGCUUGGAGCCAUCAUGUUUGAGUGUCUUGUUGGCUGGCCUCCGUUCUGUUCAGAGACUCCAAAGGAGACCUAUUGCAAGAUUUUGAACUGGCGAGAGACUCUGCAAUUCCCAGAAGAUAUUCAUCUGAGUCCCGAGGCUGAAGACUUGAUCCUGAGACUGUUGACCGACUCAGACCACCGUCUCGGCCGAAACGGCGGUGCUCUUGAAAUCAAGGCCCAUCCGUUUUUCCGCGGAGUGGUUUGGGACGAGAUCAGAAACGUGGAGGCUCCGUUCAUUCCUAAGCUGAGAUCGAUCACCGAUACGCGGUUCUUCCCGACCGACGAGCUGGAGAACGUGCCGGACUCGCCUGCUCUGGCUCAAGCUGCCAAGGAAAGAGAGCGUAUGAAGGGAAACGUUGUUGGUGGAGCAGACACGAAGGAGGACCUUCCGUUCAUCGGGUACACUUUCAGCCGGUUCGAGUAUCUUACCCGGAAGAAUGCUUUAUAA
This is a messenger RNA of Ogataea philodendri, 1908 nucleotides long. RefSeq lists its product as uncharacterized. Gene Ontology annotation, molecular function: ATP binding; protein serine/threonine kinase activity. NCBI's taxonomy places the organism in Eukaryota, Fungi, Ascomycota, Pichiomycetes, Pichiales, Pichiaceae. Gene Ontology annotation, biological process: intracellular signal transduction; peptidyl-serine phosphorylation. The record is from RefSeq and is a predicted model, not a curated record. Bases 1 to 1908 code for a protein of 635 amino acids. The transcript has a single exon.